Molecule: messenger RNA, 1044 nt
Organism: Fraxinus pennsylvanica
Lineage: Eukaryota; Viridiplantae; Streptophyta; Magnoliopsida; Lamiales; Oleaceae
Source: the annotation of a GenBank genome assembly
AUGAGAGGAACUAAACGUCUUGCUUCUUCUGAUUCCGCUCCUAUCUUCAAUUCUAACGACUCUUUUAUGCAGAGCAAGAGAGUAAUAAUGGGGUCACCGUUUGAUGCACAGAGGUCAGAAACGUCAAUUCAGCCGAAGCAGCUGCCGCCAUUGGAUAUGCAGAGGGCUGAAUCAUCAAGACAGCAUGUGAGAGCUCUUAAUACCCAAUUUGCAAGCUGGGUGCAAACUCAGUUACAAGACCAUCCGGAUGAGCUGUGGGAUGAUGGUGUGCAGGACUAUCUAAACCAUGCUAAAAACGUUGUGGAGAAAUUUAGUGACGUAGUCAACUGGCUGAAAGCAAAUGCUGGAAAAGGAGAGAGUUUAUCAGAGUUGGGUUCUCAUGAUGCUCAAAAGAAACCUGGUUUUGAAGUUGGAAGCAAGGAAAACAAUAAUAAGUUAUUACUGGACAAACCCAUGUUUCCUCCCGCUGCCACAACAACAAACUUUGGAAUGUCGUGGAGCUCAGGACUGCUCUUGAGCGAUAACAAGCCUCUCACUUUUGGAGGAAGCCAAGUUUCAGUUCCUGAAAAUCAAAAUUCAGUUCUCCCAAACCAUGAUGCUUCAAAUGAUGGAGAUGCUGAAGAAGAUGCUGAGCAGCCCAGCAGCCCCUCUGUGAAAAAGAGCGAAGAGAAGGGAAUUAAUGUAGUACACGAGGUCAAAUGCAAACUUUAUGUGAAGUCCAGUGAUCCAGCAGACAAAGAUGCUUGGAAAGACAAAGGCACGGGUCAACUUUGUAUCAAAUGUAAGGAAGGCGUGAGCAAGGGAACCAGAGAAUCUAAGCCAACCAUCGUUAUACGAAAUGAUGUCGGGAAAGUGUUGCUCAAUGCAUUGUUAUAUCCAGGCAUCAAGACAAAUAUGCAAAAGAAUGCAGUUGUUGCAAUAUUUCAUACGAGCGAUGGCGAUAACAACGAAGUUGUUGCACGGACCUUCUUGAUGAGAACUAAGACUGAGGAUGAUCGGAAUCAAUUGGCAGCUAUCAUACAGGAAUACGCCCCUAGUGCCUGA